UCCGGCGAUCCCCGAUCGCGAAACCCAUCGAUCCCCGCUCCUCUAAGUCGGCGCAGGCCCGCAGCUGAGCAGACGGCGACGAUGAUGUUCACGGAGGGCCUCGACGAGUCGGCGAUCAGCUGGAUCAAGCAGGGCACAGACUCCCCGGCUCCCGCCCAUGCGCCGCCGCGGUCGCCGCUGGCGGAGCGGCCUCCGCUGGGGCAGGUGGCGGCGCCGCCGCCGCCGAGGAGCCCCGCUUUGCACGGCAGGGCGUGCGGCGCGGGCGCGGGCGCGGGCGUCGGUUUCUUCUCCCCCAAGGGCCUCCCGCCCGUGCGGACCACGGGGUCGCGCCACUCGGGGCUGCUCGGCCGCCACUCCGUGCUCCUCUCGGCGGCGGACUCCGACGAGUGGGAGGACGGGGAGGAGGAGAGCGUCGAGUCGUGGGGGAUGCCCGAGGACUGCCUCGGCGGCAACUUCUCCGAGACGGCCGACGAGGCGUGCUCCAGCGACUCCAGCCUGCUGCGGAGGGCCAUGGACCGGUGCGGCGGAGGGUGGGACGAGGAGGUCACGUCGCAGCUGAGCAGGAAGGGCGGCGGCGGCGGCAUCGUGCGGGGCCAGUCCAAGGAAUUCCUGCGAGUGGAGGUGCGCGCGGCGGGCUCGUUCGCAGCAGGGAAAUGCUCCGGGGCACAAGAUCCGGUGGACUCCUGCUCGCAUGGGCACUAUUUUGAGGACGAUAAGUUUCAGACACCCAGUGCCCCUCCAAUUGCUGGGGACGAGGAUGAGGUCAUGUUUGAUGCAGUAGAAACGGCUGAAACAACCGGAGGCCUUGAGAGGACUGGGCUAUCAUCAGUAGCAGAUAUACUGGCACAUGAUGCCCAUGAGCUCCCUAUGAGCUCAAACAUCCAUGAAGAUGGUGCUCAGAUGCCAUAUGUCGAGGCUAAUUUAUUAGCUCAGAUACCGAGCUUCACGAUUAAUGUCCAAAACGCAUGGCAAUCAUUUGUUGCAUACGAUGCAUGCUUCCGGUUAUGUCUGAAUGCGUGGGCAAGAAACUGCAUGGAGGCUCCAGAAUUCCUUCGGGAUGAGUGUAUGGUGCUGCGAAGUGCCUUUGGGAUACAGAACUUUCUGCUUCAUCCCAAGCACAGCAGUCAAGUUGAUGGGAAACAAGUGUAUGAUAAGGAUGGAAGUUGUACCAUAAAGGGAAGAAAGCUUGUUAAACAGAUUGAGAUCGAAGUAAAAAAGAUACGUGUUGUACCUCAUAGACCAAAGCUUCGGGCAACAUCGUCCUUUAGAAACCUCUACAUGCAAGCUGGCAGCGACUAUGUCAAACAGAUUUCUAAAGUUCUGAAGAGCCAGGUUACGAUGUUGACAUCCACAUCAUCUACAUCUUUGCCAGAAGAAAUGUUCACAUGCACGCUAGAAUUGCAAAGCUCCUGCAAAGGUCAUCAGAGAGAUUCCAUUUCUCCGCUAUAUCUGAAACCAGGGACUGGUGAAUCUCAACUCUUUUAUCUAGAGAGCCAGGGGGAUGUUAUUCUUGUUGAAGUACAAGACAACAAUAGGGUUGUCAUAGGCCGUGCAAAAAUUCAAGUUUCAUCAGUUACUGAUACUCAACAGGAUGAAAUCAUUAGGUGGUGGCCUCUAUAUCUUGAGGAUCAAGAAUGUGUUGGCAAAAUUCAGCUUUGUAUGAACUUAUCCAUGUCUUCCAACAAUUCUGGAUCCGAAAAGAUGCUGCAAGGUGGUCCAGCUGUGGAUACCAUCAUAUAUGACAUGGUUUUGGAAGCAGCAAUGAGAGCUCAAAGUUUCAAUAGCAAAAUGCUUCAUAUCAGUGGUUCAUGGAAAUGGCUAUUGGAUGAGUUCUCUGAUUACUAUGGAGUUUCAGAUGCAUAUAGAAAAUUAAGGUACCUGUCUUACAUUAUGAAUGUGGCAAUACCAACAAAGGAUUGUUUGGAGCUUAUAUAUGAACUUCUUCUUCCUGUCAUGAAAGCACGGGAAGAUAGGACUUUAACAAGACAAGAGAGAAGUAUAAUGCUAGACUGUGAAGAUCGGAUUAAGAGUCUCCUUGCAGCUGUGUUUGAAAAUUACAAGUCACUGGACGAACAUUCUGCUACUGGCUUGUCAGACCUAUUUGGCCCCAUAUCAGAUUGUGCAGCACCAGCUUUGGCACCUGCAGUUCAGAUAUUCAGUGUACUAAAUGAUAUACUCUCCAAAGAAGCACAGGACAUACUUAGAAGCUAUUUGCAGACUGCUGCAGCGAAAAGGUGCAGGAGGCAUAUGAUCGAGACAGAUGAAUUCUUGUCAAGCAAUAACGACAGCCUUCUUACAGAUCCGAUGGCUAUAUCUGCUGCAUACCUCAAAAUGAAGACACUAUGCAUUAACAUAAGUCGUGAAAUUCAAGCAGACAUUAAGAUUCACAAUCAGAAUAUACUUCCAAGUUCGAUAGAUCUGACAAACAUAGCAGCAUCCAUAUAUAGUACCGAACUCUGCAAACGGUUGAAGGGUUUUCUUUCUUCAAGUCCCCCAUCAAGACCACUACAACAUGUUGCUGAACUGAUAAUUGCUACUGCUGAUUUUGAGAGAGAUCUUGACUCCUGGCAAGUGAGGCCUGUUCAUGGGGGUGUUGUUUCAAGAGAGUUAUUUCAUGACUAUAUCAUGGUGUGGAUUGAAGAUACUCGGUUGCACUUACUUGAUAAUUGCAAGGCUGAGAAGACAUCAUGCCCUGCAGUGUCAACAAUCUCACCAUUUGUCGAACAAAUGUAUGAGCAAAUAAAAGAGAGCAUACAUGAGUAUGGAGUGGUUAUCAAUAGAUGGCCUCAAUAUCUGAUGAGUUUAGAGAGUGCUGUUGCUGAUGUGGAAAGAGAAAUUAUGAAGACACUGGAGAAGCAAUACAUGGAGACUCUGAUGCCUCUGAGAGACGGCAUACCAAAAUAUCUUGAGAAGCAGGUUCAAAGACUAACAAGAAGACAAUCUAUAGCUCCCUAUGUUGUGCCAAGUCAGUUAGGAGCAUUCAUGAACACAGUUAAACGGAUGCUAGAUAUGUUACACUGCCGAGUUGAAGACAUUCUCAAGUCAUGGGCAGCAUAUCUUACCAUAACAAGUGGGAACACUGUUUUUGGAGAGCAAAUGAACUCCAUCACAGUAAUGUUGAGGAAGAAGUACAAGAACUACCUGAAGGCGAUAGUGGACAAGCUUGUCAGCAAUGCACAAGCUAACCGAAAUACGAGGCUCAAGCGAAUCCUUGAGGAAACAAGAGAGGCUGAUGGUGAAAGUGAUAUACGAGAGAGGAUGCAGGCUGUCCGCCUUCAGCUCUCGGAUUCCAUCCACAAUCUGCACGAGGUCUUCUCCAGCAGAAUAUUUGUUGCUAUCUGCCGAGGUUUCUGGGAUAGGUUGGGCCAGAUUGUGUUGAGGUUUCUUGAGAGCAGGAAGGAGAACAGGAUUUGGUACCGAGGAUCCGAUUAUGCUCUUGGGAUCCUGGACGAUGUCUUUGCAUCAGAGAUGCAAAAGCUGCUGGGCAACGCCCUCCAGGACAAGGACCUGGAUCCACCGCAAUCGGUGAUCGACGCCCGCUCCAUCCUUUGCUAAGGCAUUGAAUUUCCGCAGGGUUGGUGUUGGUUUUGUUUUAUUCUUUGGUGUGCAGAUUAUAUAUACGGGUGGAGACGACCGAUGAUUCUUUCUGUUCAUAGUGUGUUGUUGAUUGUUUAAAAAGAGGUAAAAAAAAAUGCACAAGUUGUCACUGGUAAGCAGGUUUUGCUUUCCAAAGAAGACAACCAGUGUGUGUACUUGCUUGUACUACCAGGGACUGAAAGUAUAGUGAGGGUGUAUUGCUACCACGGUUUCAUGCUGUAACUGUCAGGAACUAUCAUUUA
Setaria italica (foxtail millet) is the source of this 3839-nucleotide messenger RNA. RefSeq lists its product as uncharacterized. NCBI's taxonomy places the organism in Eukaryota, Viridiplantae, Streptophyta, Magnoliopsida, Poales, Poaceae. Bases 82 to 3555 code for a protein of 1157 amino acids. The record is from RefSeq and is a predicted model, not a curated record. The transcript is spliced from 22 exons.